AUGGACCGCAAACGCGUAGACGGCCUCCCUCCAUGGAUGCUCACGCCGAAAGAGGAAAAAGAGGUUUUUUUAAACUGGCGAGACAACACCUGGAAAGCAUGCGACCAGUUUGUGCAAGACUUUGUGAAAUGCGAACAUAUGGCUGGUUACGGAGUGUGGUUCAAAUGUCGCAAGCAAUCCACCAAGAUGAAAGAAUGCAUAAAAUCGCGCCAGAAGCAGGAGUAUGUCGACGAGGAGAGAGACAAAUUUAUCAAAAAGAAAAUGGAAUUCUUGAACCAGCAGCGGGAGGGGCAGCGGAGAGACAAAGCAGAAUAA
This is a messenger RNA of Ogataea parapolymorpha DL-1, 315 nucleotides long. RefSeq lists its product as uncharacterized. The transcript is spliced from 2 exons. Lineage: Eukaryota; Fungi; Ascomycota; Pichiomycetes; Pichiales; Pichiaceae. The coding region runs from base 1 to 315 and encodes 104 amino acids. The record is from RefSeq and is a predicted model, not a curated record.